AACAAAAAAAAAAAAACUGAAAAAAAGAGGCCAAGAUGGCGACGUCUGCUUGAGGCAGAAUCGAGUCUCUUCCCCAUCUCCAUCCAUUCAUGUGUGUCUGUGUGUUGUAACUAGACGAAACUCGUGCCAAUUUGGUGGGGGCGAAAUAUCCAGACUGCGGUCUUCUAUCAAUAGAAGAAGCCGCGUAAAGGAUAGUCAGAUAUCGCCGGCCGGGAAAGGAUUUAGAUACAGUGUGUGCCUUCCCCGACGUGUUUAUACAAUAGCAAUUGGCACCUCCCGUCUUCCACUCCCUUGUGUUGUCCUGUGCCUUCUUUCGCUCUCCUCCGAUCUCUGAGGAGAGUCACAUUCCCUUCAAGGGAUCGGAAAGUGCCCGGGUUGCAUUCUACAGUGGCUUACGGUUGCGUUGAAACGCCGCCAAAAACAUGGAGUCAAGAACAAAUUCAGCCCUGUUUAAGAGGGCUGAACAACUGAGAAGGUGGGAGGAAUCAGAGACAAACAAGGAACCUGCCUCAGCUCGUGUGGUUUCAAGGAGAAUCCAAUUCUCAGAUGGAUGUGUAUUUCUCUCCGCUUGUGCUGCCGGUGACAAAGAAGAAGUACUCAAACUCAUACGGCAAGGAGCUGACAUAGACACCCCCAAUGUUGAUGGUUUAACUGCGCUGCAUCAGGCCUGCAUCGAUGACAAUUUGGAUAUGGUGGAGUUUUUGGUGGAGCAUGGAGCUGACAUCAAUCGUGGAGAUCAUGAAGGCUGGACUCCUCUGCACGCCACAGCCUCUUGUGGAUUUUUAUCAAUUGCCAGGUACCUGAUUGAGAACAAGUCAGAUGUUGCUGCUGUAAACAAUGACGGUGAACUCCCUAUUGAUAUUGCUGAAACAGAAGCCAUGGAAGAGUUGCUUGAACGAGAAACACAGUUGCGAGGCAUUGACUGCGAUGCUGCUAGGAGCCAAGAGGAACGACAAAUGCUUGCUGACACUAGUCGGUGGCUGGAAGGAGACCCGGCAUCAGCUCGACUGCUCCAGCCGCACCCUAGAACCGGCGCUACUCCGCUCCAUGUCGCUUCAGCCAAAGGUUACAUCCGCGUGAUGAGCAUGCUCGUUCAGGGCGGAGGCGAGCUGAACAUUCAAGACAUUGACGGCUGGACACCAUUACAUGCGGCUGCCCAUUGGGGACAGCGUGAAGCAUGUCAACUCUUGUGCGAAAACAUGGCGGACAUGGAGGUCCGCAAUUACGUGGGUCAGACUUGCUUUGAUGUGGCCGAUCCUGACAUCAUCCGGUUACUGGAAGAAUGCAAGAAGCGUCAGGCCAUCAUUUUACGAGAGCGGCCAGAAGUGUACAAUAAUCGAGGCAACGCAAGGAACCAGUCACCACCCAAGAGACGAUCGUCGGUCACCCGUACCCCGCAAACGGAGAAAGCUGCCAUCCAGGCUUCGUCCAAAAUCACGGAUAAGGUUCCCGGUGCCGUCAUCAUGGUCGACGAGGAAAAAGAGAACAGCAGUGGCGAACUAUCCUCGCCCGUGGCCCCUCUUGCCGUCCAGGAGUCCUUUGAUGAACGAGCCAAACCUGCCACAACCCCUGCCACAACCACCACAUCCGUCCCGACUUCAACGAAAGAUAAUUCUCCUAGAGUGACUUCGUCAAGCGGACCCCCUUCACGUCCACCACCUCCACCGGCCACUGAUGUGGACAACCUGCCUUCGUCUCCAUCACAGCAAUCGGGUCAAAUGAUUGAAACCGAGGAGGAUGUUCCUUCUUGGAGAAGACCUGGUUCUUUCCGGUCGAGGCAAGCUGCCAAUGCUGCCAACGGCAGUGGAACAUUGAACCACACUCCGGUCAAAUCGGAGCGAGAAGGAUUGAACCGGUCCAUCUCUCAGCCUUUAACCCCUGUAGCGGCCGUCACGUCUUCUUCCUCCGCCACCCCUCAAUCUUCUUCUACCACUUCGUCCAACCUCGCCUCAACCGCCUCAUCCAUCUCCUCGUCCACCUCCGCCUUGUCUACCGAUACGGAAGUCACACUACGGAGAGCCCAUAGUUUCGAGUCCGACGAACGAUUUUAUUCGCGGCUGCUGGAACUGCGGCGACGGAUCAAGGCCAAUUCCUUGCCAUUGCUGGCAGCCUCGUCGCUCACUCCGAUCGUGAGCGGCGGCAGCAACAGCGUUGGGGAGGAUGUCAAUGGUGGAGGCCCCACUAGUACUAACACUAUUCAUUCAACCAAUAACCGAAGCCGAGUCGAACAAACCCUACAACCUGACGACGACCUUGAACCAGUCGUUCUACGGGUGAAAAGUCGGUUGGGAACAGAAUGCCCCGUCGAGCAGACGACAACGGCCACUUUGGUCCUAUCGCAGCCCAACGUGCCGAGUUCGGCCAAUCAGCCCAUACGCAGCCCGUCGGCCAACACGGUUGUGACCACUACAGCGACCUCAUCGCUCACCAACGUCAAACUAAGUCCCGGAACAAUUAUCAAGAAUUUCUUCAAGUCAUUUGUUCCUCCAGUACGCGACGAAGAGUCAGAGACGCAGCGAAAGGCACACGCCAAGCGGGUCCGUGAAACCAGGCGUUCCACGCAGGGCGUCACGCUGGAAGAGGUCAAAACGGCCGAACAGCUAGCCAAGAAGAAACAGGCCGAAACCACAUCAAUACCUGCGUCGGUCACCCCCGAUGCUACCGAAUCUACCGAUUCGAAAUCCGAACUGGAACGGCGGCCAUCCUGGAGAUUGUGCAUCAACGAUAACAAUAAGAACAAGUUCUCAUUGGAAGAUUCACGGAGUAAGAACAACGGAGGAGGCGGUGUGAAUGCCUCAUCGACCAUCACAUCAAUAACGGCCGACACUGUCAUCACGAUCCCGCUGCGUCGCUCCAAAGCCCAGGAAGAAGAAAUGAAGGAGACGACAAAGGAGAAUGCGGCAGCUGCUACCCCAGCAACGAUCCAGCGGAGGCGCCGGCCCAAACGGCGAUCGACGGGUGUCGUUCAGAUCGACAUGGAGGAUUUCGACCCUUCCGGCAAAGACAACACCUCCUCAUCACAGACGGGCGACAGCGAACCUCAUUCGGAUGAUUCAGAGUCGUUGUCGGAUCGAGGGAGCAGUUCACGUCAAGUCUCCCGACCGUCUUCACUCGGCUCGUCCAUCAGCGAUGUGCGCGACGAAGCGCCGGCCGCCAACACUCAACCGUCGACGCCCAUCACGACCCAGCAACAACAGCCCACCAUGGCAGCGGCAGCGGCCGCCGUCGCUUCCGGCGCCAUGACUCCCAACGGCGACAUUGAUUACAAAAAAUUAUGGGAGGAGAGCCAAGUGGAGAACGAACGGCUGCGCGAUCGAUUGCGGUCCACGCACGAAGAGUUGGCCAAAUGCAAGGAUCAGCUGGACAACGCCUUUCAAGUGAGUAAUGCACGCAACGCCAUGACGGAGGCGGAGAAACGCGAACGCCGAGCCCUCGAGCGGAAGCUCUCCGAGAUGGAAGAAGAGCUCAAAGAAUCCCAAAAGAUGGUGGAGCUGCUCCGUUCGGACAUUGGCAAGAUGCGCGACGAGAAUGGAGCACUCAUCCGCGUCAUCAGCAAACUCUCCAAGUAAAAAACAAAAACAAAAAAACAAAAAAAUAAGAAAAGAAAAAAAGCGAACGAAGCUAUAAAAAAAGAAAGUUGAGGGUGAGAGAGAGAGAGAGAGAGAAAGAGAGAAAGAGAGCCAAUUCACACGUACAUUUAAAAACAACAACCAAACGAAAACAAAAAGAACAAUGUUAUUAUUAUUACCAACGAUUUUGGAUAUCGUCCAAAAAUCGGACGCUCACACACCAAAACGACUCGCCGAGCGCUCAUCAAAUCUAACCUCUUCCUUUUUUCCCCCCUCUCAAAAACCAUUAUCCUAAGAGGUGAUAUUUGUUUGAAUCCUUUGAUUAAAAUUUUCUUCCCGACUGCGUUACCUACUCCUCGAUGUGCAAGAAAAAAAAAUUCAACAGUAACAUGUUUCUAUUUGGGUUCAGUUGGGACGGGAGAUCACAUUUUUUUUCGGAGGUCAAAGAUGAUUGUUGUCGGGUCCGCCUUCAUUCAAAAUUCCCAAAAUAACUGAAAUCGUAAUUUAAAAAAUAUUAAAUUUAGUAAAUAAUAAUAAUUGAUAGUAUACUACCGGAUUCAUUUUUCUUUUGCUUCCCCCCUACCCCACACUUUUUGAAUUGGAGAUGAACAAGAUAACAGUUCUCUUGCGUGUUAAACAUUUACGGCCGUGAUCAAAGCAAAUCUUGAAUUUUGCAAAAAAUUUAAAAACAAAAAUACUGUAAAAGUUAGAGAGAAAGGGAGAAGGGAAUGAUUAAGUACGCGUUACCAGUAUCUUUUUAAACUCAAAACACUUUUUGGAGAAAACAAAAAACAAAUCGAUCAAUAAAAAUACAUUCGCAAUUGAAUGGAUUCAAAAGAAAAUUAUUGUGUUCCGAAUUCGAAUUCUUUUCAAGACUGUCAUUUUCAAAUUUCCCUCCUUUUUUUCUCUCUCUCUUUCAAUUGGAAAUGGAUCUGCCCCCGCCAUCGUUUUCGAUGUCGGAAAAAAUGUAAGAAAGUUGUAACUUUAAAUUUUCAACCUGCGACACUAUCGGUAUAUUAUACUACAUAAUAAUAUUGUCAUGUUGUGACAUGUUUUGGGAAUUUGUUUGUCGUCAUUUUUUGGAAUGGGGGGGGGGGGAAUUUUGAAGGGGGAAAGUUUAUUUCCGGCUCGGCGAUCCAAUCCGAUCCGAUUGUGACGUAAAACAAAAAUCUUUCUCUCACUCAACUAACUCUCUUAUACCCUCCCCACUCCCCCUACUUGUACAUCAUAUACGAAAGCCAACAACACAAGAAAAUCUUUGAAAAGAAAAGAAUGUUUCGUGAUUUAGAAAUUGUUUUUUUAGAGGUCGGAAGGCUGUGAAAAGGGUGGGGCAGCAGAGGCCGAGAAGUUGAUGACGUAUUUAUUCGACUUUACUGGCUUAAAUUAAAUCUGUCGUUUUCCUCUUUUUCUUUUUUUUUUUUCUUUGUUGAAUUAUCUAUUUUUCCUCUUUAUUCUCAAUUUUGGGUUUGUUCGUUUUGAUGAUAUUUUUUUCGAUUGAUGAUUUACACUAAUUGUGGAGGGGGGUUUGGAAAUUGGGAGGAGAGAGGCAUCGAGUACAUUUUUUUUUGGCUUUUCUAUUUGGGUUGGAUUUUUCAGCCUUGCGUCAGAGAGGGAAAUUUCAAUUUAAAAAAAAAAGGUGCCUUAUGGUCGCAUUCACAAUUGUGUCAUCGGUUUAACUAACUUAGAUUCUCCAUUAAAAAGAAAACUCUCAAAAACUCUGAAGUUUUAUCAUUAUUCUAAAAUUUCCACACUGGAUAUUUUGGGGGGCGUGUGAAACAUUUUUGGCGACGAUUUUAGAUAAACUAAAUUCUCUCUCACUCUCUUCCACCCUAAGCCCCGUCUCCUCCUUUUUUUUGAAUUCCUCUCUCUCUGGUUGGAUAUUGAUAGUUUUGUUUGUAUUUUUAAUUUGCUGCUGCUGCUUUUUUCACGUACACACUUUUUGUUGUUGUUGCCCCCCCCCCCCUCUCUCCCCCCCAGGACGUCCGCACACUACUCACUCACGCCCCUCACCCCAAAAAUGUGUCACCUCUUUUUGGUAGCGUUGACUAUACUCUAUGAAAAAAAGAAGUAAAUAAUUGAUGAUGAUGCAAAGAAAACAAAAAAAAAAAAAAAAAAAAACAUAAAAACAAAAUUUUAAGAAAUCCCCUUUAAAAAAAUGUAAUUUUUUUUUUCGAAACCUGAAGGAUAUUUCAAUCACAAGGUAAAAACCAACAAAAAAUUGUUGAAACUCUUUUGGAAGAAAAAAAAAUAAUUGAGAGCCCAAUUGCGUUUUGAUUGUACAUUUUUUGACCUAACUUCCUCCUGCCCCGCCCACAAUUAGCCCCGCUCCUUGCCCCCCUCUCCCUCUUGACUCCCGACUUGAUAAAUAACGGAAAAAAAUGUGUUGUUUUUUUUCCUCCUUUCAAUCUUGUAUUUCGCUUAUCUUAUUUGAAAUUAUAAUUAAGCUUAUUCUCCCUCCCCCCACUCCCGAUACACACACUAUAUUACCCUAUUUUCCCCACUGUCUAAACUAAAUCUUUAUCUCUCUCUCUAUUCUCUCCAGUUGUGUCCUAGUCGCGUUGAUUCUCUCGCCAGUUUCUACCGAUUCGUUGAAUUAUAAUCCAAUUAAUAACGAAACUUUUUUUUCUGACGUCUUAUAAUUCUCAUUCUCCCCCCUCCCACUCACUUUUUACACACACACACACCAACACACACACUCCAACCCUCCCCAGUUUGCCUCUCGUGACAAUUUUCUCUGUUUGUUUGUUGUGUUCGUGUAUUAUUCAUUAGCUUCCACAUGAUUACGAUGAUAUAGAUGAGAGAGAGAGAGA
This is a messenger RNA of Daphnia pulex (common water flea), 6379 nucleotides long. RefSeq names its product protein phosphatase 1 regulatory subunit 12A-like. The record is from RefSeq and is a predicted model, not a curated record. NCBI's taxonomy places the organism in Eukaryota, Metazoa, Arthropoda, Branchiopoda, Diplostraca, Daphniidae. The coding region runs from base 423 to 3569 and encodes 1048 amino acids. The transcript is spliced from 20 exons. Gene Ontology annotation, molecular function: enzyme inhibitor activity; phosphatase regulator activity; protein kinase binding. Gene Ontology annotation, cellular component: cytoplasm. Gene Ontology annotation, biological process: signal transduction.